AUGGAGAAGCACAUCGGCUGUGACGGAGUCGUCGGCUCCGGCCGCGUGCUGGAUGCCUGCGGCGAGUGCGGUGGCAACAACAGCACGUGCCAAAUUAUCUCAGGCAUCUUCACCGAGCCGUACCUGGAGGCUGGCUACCGCCUGGUGGUGCAAAUCCCGGCGGGGGCCUGCACCAUCCGCAUCGAGGAGCUGGGAGCCACGAAAAACUACCUCGCUCUGCGCGACAGCAAGGGGAAGUUUAUCAUCAAUGGCGACUGGAACAUCGACAUGUCGGGCUCGUAUGGCGGCGCCGGUGCCAGCUUCGCCUACCAGCGCCAGCCGGCCCGCGGCGAGCUCAUCUCCGCCCAGGGACCAAUCACAGAACCCGUCGACAUCUUUAUCCUGUACCGGCAGGCCAACCGCGGCAUCAAGUACGAGUACGCCAUCAAGCGGAACGCGUCGCUGACGUCGGUGCUGCCGCGGCUGCCGACGGACACGGGCGUGGCCCAGUGGGUCGUCACCGGCUACACCGAGUGCAGCAAGUCCUGCGGCGGGGGCACCAGGACCACGGAAGUGGUGUGCAUGAAGAGGAAGCGGAAGCAGCUGGCGCCGGACCGGCACUGUGACGCGGCCAGCCGACCACAGCCAAGCACAGCCAGCUGCAACACCAGCCCCUGCCCAGCCAGGUGGGAGCCGGGCGCCUGGUCGGCGUGCAGCGUCACGUGCGGCUCGGGCCGACAAACACGCUCUCUGCGCUGCGUCAGCGACGGUCAGCAGGUGGCGCCCUCUCUGUGCCCGGGCGAGCCGCCGGCGCCCGAGAGCCAGACCUGCCUGAUGGCGCCGUGCCCGGUCGGCCUCUGGCAGAUCGGCGCCUGGAGUCCGUGUUCGGUGAGCUGCGGCUGGGGCUCGCGGCGGCGCCAGUGUUCGGUGGAGUGCGGCCAGGGCGUGCAGUGGCGCCAGGUGACGUGUGGAGGCAACUGUGACGCCCAACGGCGGCCCGAGGAGACGCGGCCCUGCAAGACGGACCGCCGCUGCGCCGGCACCUGGUUCACCGGGCCGUGGAGCAGGUGCUCUCACGAGUGCGGCGCCGGCGUGCAGACGCGCUCCGUCGCCUGCGUCCGCUCCAACGGCGGCCAGUUCUCGGUGGUGGAGGAGGCGGGAUUCUCCUCCACUGAAGGCCUCGACAACCAGACGACGCGGGUGAACGCUGUCGACACCGAAGUCAACGCGAUACCGCGCGUCAACGAUGAGAACUUCUCGUUUACCCCGACGCCGUCGGAUGGCGCCGUCGGCGCCGGCUCGGACGCGACCUCGACCGAGCUACAGGACGUGGCGAACAGCAUCGCGCACGACCGGCCGGCGCGCUCCUGCACGGAUCGGUUCAACAACUGCCUGCUAGUGCAGCAGGCACGACUCUGCAAGUAUAAAUACUACAGAAACGCUUGCUGCGCCACUUGCAAGCGGGGCAAGGGCACCUGA
Pollicipes pollicipes is the source of this 1458-nucleotide messenger RNA. RefSeq names its product ADAMTS-like protein 4. The transcript is spliced from 13 exons. Gene Ontology annotation, molecular function: metalloendopeptidase activity. Lineage: Eukaryota; Metazoa; Arthropoda; Thecostraca; Pollicipedomorpha; Pollicipedidae. The coding region runs from base 1 to 1458 and encodes 485 amino acids. Gene Ontology annotation, biological process: proteolysis; extracellular matrix organization. Gene Ontology annotation, cellular component: extracellular matrix. The record is from RefSeq and is a predicted model, not a curated record.